This is a messenger RNA of Hippoglossus stenolepis (Pacific halibut), 7198 nucleotides long. It is a transcript of the gene slc9a1a, whose product is annotated as solute carrier family 9 member A1a. Gene Ontology annotation, cellular component: membrane. Gene Ontology annotation, biological process: proton transmembrane transport; sodium ion transport; regulation of pH. NCBI's taxonomy places the organism in Eukaryota, Metazoa, Chordata, Actinopteri, Pleuronectiformes, Pleuronectidae. The coding region runs from base 871 to 3306 and encodes 811 amino acids. Gene Ontology annotation, molecular function: sodium:proton antiporter activity. The record is from RefSeq and is a predicted model, not a curated record. The transcript is spliced from 13 exons.
CCCUGGGUGUGUGUUUUGAAGGUUGUACCGAGCUAAACAGACUCGCUGCCCCCCCUCGCUCAGGCUUCACAACCCGGGACGAGCCUCCCGGAGCUGGGGGAUCAUCUACACAUCCAGAGUCUCCUCCGCUCCUCAACCCCCUUCACCGCGUCUCUCUCUGCGCUGCUGGGCCGCCGACCGAGCUCCUGUCCUCCCGGGGACUUGCCGAGGGGGAAACGCCGCAUCCACACGGACACUGACAGAUAAAAACAACACAAAAAAAGAGAAAAGUUGAAACACGCAGGACACACGGCGGGAAUACGAUGUGGCAGCCGUGCGGCUUCUCCUCAAGGUCAGCAUCGGAGCACCGCCGCCUCACGGACGACUUUCUCGGGCAGUCGGAGCGGACCCCUCCUCGGCGAGGCGCGGAGCGGAUGCCCCUGUGUCCUCUGUUACCUCCAGCAUCAACGGGGACAUCGUCCACGGACACCGAGAGCCACUGACAGUGGAAGCCGGGGACAAACUUGGGGAAACGCGGCGGUGUGACAACCCAAUGAACCGAGAAGGAAAAGCUUGUACUUUUACAGCGGUAUUGUAAAAGUCAGCUCCAGCCGCUCCCUGCCUUCUUCCUCCGGCCUGUGUCGGUGCGAGUGUUCACCUGGCGACGGGGGAACCAGCGCCGGAUCCAAGCUAGCUAACGUCCCCGCGGAGAACGGGCUCCCGGUUCGGUGUACGCUAGCCGAACCCACCGCUGAAGUCAUUUUGGCGAGUUUAGGACUUAAUUUAACGAACCAAACAUUACGAAGUUGUGAGUGACUCAACUUCCUUGAACCUGUUCAGGUUUCCCAAGCGGACUUUAAAACUAAAUUUUAGUAUUAUUUCCUCGACAACAUGCCCUCGGGGACAGGUUCUCUCAGCCCGGCCGGGACCGGGAGGAGGCUACCGGAGCGGGGGCUGCUCCUGCUGGUGGUGCUGGUGCUCCUGGAGGGAUCCGUGCUCCCCCUCGGAGCCGCCAGCUCUCCGGAUGUCACCCCCCCGGAACAUGAAGGCAGCCACAAAGCUUCGGACGUGGGACUCAACUUCACCAAGAAGGCUUUCCCUGUGCUCAGCCUCGACUACCACCACAUCCAUAUUCCAUUUGAAAUCUCAUUAUGGGUGCUCCUGGCUUCUUUAAUGAAAUUAGGGUUCCACCUGAUUCCUCGUCUGUCCAGCAUUGUGCCAGAAAGCUGCCUGUUGAUUGUGGUGGGCCUGCUGGUGGGGGGGCUCAUCAAAGUGGCUGGAGAGGACGUCCCACCAGUGCUGGACUCAAGUUUGUUCUUCCUCUGCCUGCUUCCGCCCAUCAUCCUGGACGCCGGCUACUUCCUGCCCAUCCGCCCUUUCAUGGAGAACCUGGGCACGAUCCUGAUGUUCGCCGUCGUGGGGACCCUGUGGAAUGCCUUCUUCAUCGGGGGCCUCCUGUACGCUGUGUGUCAGAUCCAGCCCGAGCAUUCGAACCUCCUCUCAAUAGAGCUGCUGCCUUGCCUGCUGUUCGGCUCCAUCAUCUCAGCCGUGGAUCCCGUCGCUGUGCUCGCUGUGUUUGAGGAGAUCCACAUCAACGAACUGCUGCACAUCCUGGUGUUUGGCGAGUCCCUGCUGAACGAUGCUGUCACUGUGGUGCUGUACCACCUUUUCGAGGAGUACACAGCCGCUGGGACAGUGACGGUGAUCGAUUGCAUACUUGGAAUGAUCUCCUUCCUGGUGGUUGCGUUGGGUGGCGUUCUAGUGGGAGCCAUCUACGGCUUCCUGGCUGCCCUGACCUCGCGCUUCACCUCCCACACGCGUGUCAUCGAGCCACUUUUUGUCUUUGUGUACAGCUACAUGGCCUACCUGUCGGCGGAGAUGUUCCACCUCUCCGGCAUCAUGGCGUUGAUCGCGUGUGGAGCAGUGAUGCGGCCCUACGUGGAGGCCAAUAUAUCCCACAAGUCCCACACCACCAUCAAGUACUUCCUGAAAAUGUGGAGCAGCGUCAGCGAGACGCUCAUCUUCAUCUUUCUGGGCGUGGCCACGGUGGACGGACCCCACUACUGGAACUGGACCUUCGUCACCGUCACCGUCAUCCUGUGUCUGGUGGCGCGGGUCAUAGGUGUGGUUGGCUUGACCUUCAUCAUCAACAAGUUCCGCAUUGUCAAGCUUACCACCAAGGACCAGUUCAUUAUAGCCUACGGUGGCCUGCGAGGUGCCAUCGCCUUCUCCCUCGGCUUCCUGCUGGACAGCAAUCUCUUCCCCAUGAGAAAGAUGUUCCUCACGGCCAUCAUCACCGUUAUCUUCUUCACAGUCUUCGUACAGGGCAUGACCAUCAAACCACUGGUGGAGCUGCUGGCAGUGAAGAAGAAACAGGAGGCCAAGCGCACGAUUAAUGAGGAAAUCCACACCCAGUUCCUCGACCACCUCCUGACUGGAAUUGAGGACAUCUGUGGACACUAUGGACACCACCACUGGAAGGACAAACUGAACCGCUUCAAUAAGAAGUAUGUGAAGAAGUUCCUGAUUGCCGGCGAGCGCUCCAAGGAGCCACAGCUCAUCGCCUUCUAUCACAAGAUGGAGAUGAAACAGGCCAUUGAGCUGGUGGAGAGCGGCGGGGGAGUCAAGAUGCCUGCUGCUGUUCCCUCCACCGUCUCCAUGCAGAACAUUCAGCCCAAGAAGCCUGCUCCUCCUCCCAAGUCUGUGGACAGAGCCAUGCCAGCGCUGCCUAAGGGCAGAGAGGAGGAGAUCAGGAAGAUCCUGAGGAGCAACCUUCAGAGGACACGACAGAGGCUGCGCUCCUACAACAGACACACUCUGGUGGCUGAUCCCUUUGAAGAUGGUUUUAGUGACUUACUCAUCAAGAAGCACAAGAUGAUUGAGCUGGAGAAGAAGAUAGAGGAGAUGAAUAACUACCUGACGGUGCCGGCUGCUCCUCCAGACUCGCCGACAAUGUGUCGGGCCCGACUGGCCUCAGGGAGAGACACUGAUUUCACUCCUGCUCAGCAGCAGAAAGGGAACAGACUCGGUGCAGACCCACAGGCCUACAGCAUGAAGCCAGAGUCGGACAGCAUGCCGACCAUCCAGGUAGACCUGGCCUCCCCUCAGUCUCCAGACUCUGUCAACGUAAUGGAUGAGUUCAGACGGGCCAAGCGGGAGGAGGAGGAGGAGGAGCAGGGCCUGAUGAUGAAGCCUCCCCACAGGCAGAGCGGACCUAACAAGACGGGCGAGGCGGACGCGCCCAGAGACCCGCAGAAGCUGACGAGGUGUCUCAGCGACCCGGGUCCCAGCGCGGACGAGGAGGAGGACGAACCCUUCCUGCCUUAAAGCGGCGGAGCGGCUGUGGUGGGAUCCGGCUGCGUGGUUAGAGGAGAGAGGGCUGCUUCACUGCUCUAGAUGAUCUCUUUGGUUCAGAAACCAAAGAAGCCAAAACUGCUGAAGCUGUACAAAGAUUACCUGAAGAAAAAAGAGCCAUUAGUUUGUUAUUGUCAUUGCUCUUUAUUUUUUUAGGCUUUGAGCAGCAGUCGCUGAGAGUUAAUGAUGGAUAGUGUGAGACAUUCAGGAAAGAACUAUGCAUUACCAAAGGUCUGGACUGUUGGUCAGACAAUGUCCUUCUCACCUUAGUGUCAGACUGGUUUAUUUCUCACUUCAUGAUUUCAUAGUUGUCAAAUCAAAUCAAACUACUUCAGUCCAGUUUUCUCUUUUUCACAAAUACAACUUGAGUUCUUUCUGUCUGUCUCUUGAAAAUAGCUGAAAAUCCAAACAUGUAGUGAGUCAAAAAAAUACUUUUGCCUUAUUUUAAUGUCAGAUCUUUUCACUUGGUGCAUUUUAAUUUCAGGGGCACUGACGAAUGUUUGUUGACAUGUAGGUUAAAGCUGGAUGUAUUUAGCCACUGUGCAAAAAGAGCCACGGUUCUUUAAAGUCCUGCGGCCUCGUGCUGCGGCCUCGUGGAGGGAACUAACGUGGACUUGAAAACUCCCUCGCUCUUGUAUAAAGUAGUUUUGACCUUCGUGUGUCGGAGUGAAGCUGAGUGUGCGACAGGCAGCGACGCAGCGCAGAUGUUUUAGAUGUCAGUCAUCACACUUGAGUUAAAUCACAUGUCCUCACGUCACAUUUCUGUUUGGGAUGUUUUAAUGUUUUACCUCCAUCGGUCAGUUGUUAGAGUAGAUUCCUCAGAUGUAACAUCUAACGCUCAUCACCUCACACUCACUGGAGUUUUUAAUACAUCAGAUCUAAUGCUCAUUAUCUUUUACUCGCCUUCUAGCAUUCUUCAGUCGAUGGCCUACGUUACUCUCGAGCAUAUUUCAGAAUGAAGUGAAGGAUUGUUUGUACAGGAAUCCACGGGGGGCACGUGACAGCAAAAUAAAUUAAUAUUUAACUCUAUGCAGUAUGGAUGUAUAAAUUAUGUAAAUUAAUUCUAAUAUCAUAUAUCUAUGAAUACACUUUAAAACUGAAGUCUUAUAAUCUUGUUAACAUGCAAAACACAACAAACUAAAGCUGAAAUCAAACACGGGCAUUAAGACAAACAAUCAUAGAAAAAACUGAAUUUUUGCACAUUCGAGCAAGAAUGAAAAGUUAUUUGCAGUCACGAAAACACAAUAUUCAGUUCUGUUGAUACCGUUACUGGAUGAGUUCUUCUUUUCCGGCUGUUUUAAAGGUGUUGGUGACGAAUGGAUCCUUCCUGAUCCUCUCACAUCACGGCAGAGGACCACGAGAGUAAUGGGUUAUUUUGUCCGUGUACCUGCUCCGCAGUCGAGGGCGUUUAGUCCCUUUCUUGCCACCGACACGUUUCCUGCUCCCCUAUUUCUAAAAAGGAUAAUUGCAGCAGAGAGAUGCGAGGGUCCAACCUUGAAGCGUCUCGUCUCCCUGUCACGACCAAAUUGAAAUUCUUUUCGUAAAUGUCCGCGUGCUGAAAAUGUCAACAGACGAGGUCAAACACAGAGGCGGUUGUUAAAAAAGCUCGGGAAUGACUAAAUGACAGGUGGCGCCUUCUUCUCCUCCUCUUCCUCAGAUCCGCCUCUUAUUCGAGGACAGUGACAUUUAUGUGCGACGUUACAUUUAUACGGUUCUAAAAUGGUUUGUGUAAAAGUCCAGCUGCAGAAUCCCGGAGAGGCGUUUUCCUAUAACGUCUCCCCACGUGUUCAAACAUUAAAACCUCCAGUCGAAGGCAGUUUCUUGAUCUCUAAUUCUGCGAAGACCUUUCAGGGGGGUUUCAGGAAGUUUACAGCCUGUAAUGUAAUAAUACAUAGAGGGAAUAUGAAGUCUUUCAUAUCAAAAUGGAUACACGAGAAACCAAAAACCUCUUAUUUGAAUUCAAAUAAUCCUUUAAAAUGAGACAAAGAAAUUAAAUCUCUAUUUUCAUGCUUUUCUUUCUCAAACCAAAUGAAUCUUUUUGGGGGCAAACAUUUCUCCUCUACAGGGAAACGUUUGCUUCACAAAACCUCAGUUUGAAGCCAAACACCUUAAAGAAGAAUUUCAUUAUAUCAGAAUGUCAUUCACAUCAUUUUGUCUUUUUGUUUCUGCUCGACGCACAAACAUCGUUAUCUUUUAAUCACUUGUUGUCUUCGCUUGUUUUUCAAACGAAUGUUUUAUCAAUUUGAAAAGUUUCCACUCUGGAUAUUUAUUUUCUUUCUUCAGCGAUGAAUUGUUUCAAGUCUUUGCCUGCUGUCCUCAUUGAAUGUGUUGGACUGUUGCGUCACCAGCUCUGUGACGCUUUGUGUUUUUUUGCAUCUUUUUGCUUUAAAACACUUCAUGUGCUUUACUCGUUCAACUGCUUUUAUCACGCAGAGACCUUUGGUUUGUCUUCACAGGCAAAUCUGAGUCUCUCUCUCUCUUUAUCGUCAUGUGCUUUACGGCUGCAGUGCAACACUCCAUGUGGAUUACAGAGGUUUUUUUUAAAGCUGCAUUGUUUUUCAUGUUUAACCUGUAACGACACUCCAGAAGCUUUUCUCACCCAAAGUUCAAACUGUGGAGUUCAGGCUCUGGCUUCAUAUCAGAGGAAACGAGCUGAAUUUACCAUUAGACACUAAACGGUACAGUUUCACAAGCGUUAUGAUCAAAUCAAAGACAGAUUGUUCCACUGGGGGAAAGUCAAGUAAAAGCCUCGAUUACAAUCAGCCACACAAGCUGCUUUCUGACUCUGAAGCUGAAGGACACACUGGUGUUUUUGCAUGUUUCUCAUUUACUUUUAUGUUUUUUCCGCAAUAUCAGGCAAAUGAAUUUCCUUUUCUAGAAAUAACUGAUGUCUUUAAACUUCAUGAACAUCAGGUUAUAGAGAUGUCAGGUACAUUUUUUGUCGUGUAAUAAAUAACUAACAACAGCAGUGCCAUGCAACGGUGAAAUAUACAUAAGCUAGCGUUGCUGUUUCAAAGGUAGCAAAACACUAUUGUACAAAUAGUGUUGCACUGAUUUGGUGCAUUUUACUACAUGGAAGAAAAUAUGCAAAGACGCUGGUAUGUUCCUUUUAAAUGCAGUUAGAUUGGACCAGUGCAAGGUGAGAAUGUGGGUGAACAUUGAGUCAAUUAUAAAACGCUGUAAUCACACACACCUCAUCACCAUAGUGACCCUGUCUCGUGUCAUCUCUCCUCCACCCAAAGACUGUUCUCCUCCCUCGUUCACCUCAUCAGUCUCUCCUGUUGUGUUCCACCGUUCACACGACACUGAGCACUUUAACGAAGCAGAACCUUUAUCUCGAAAAUGCUGAUGUUAGAGCGAGCAAUAAGUGGCUUUAAUGUAACGUGCACAUCACAGGGAAAAAGGAAUGUACUUUCAUGCCGGGCCUUAUCAAAGAAAUGGGGUUUGUGUUUUUAGUCCUGACGGAAGGAGAAACUGGGAUUUGAGGUUUUUUGUGAAGGCCUCGCGAUGACUCGGAUUAUAUUUCCCUUUAUUUCCCUCACGAUCUGUUUGUCUUCAUGUUUUAAUUGAAAUUAUGUGACAGUUUCUUUGUGCAGUUUGACAAUUUCAAUUUUGCAAUAAUGAAAGAUUAUUUUUUACUAAAUGUACACAUGACUGGGAAAUAUAUAUAUAUAUGUAGUAUAAUUAGAGAUAAAAACAUGUAUUAGAAAUGUAUUAUGAUGAUCUGAACGAUACGUGUGCACUUUCUUUCUGAUUAAUCUUCAGCUUUCAGCAUUCCAUUCCUGUAUCGACCAGUGAAAACUAACAACCAGAGGUGAAACUACGUCAGAAACUAUAUACAGAAUAAAAGUUUUACUUUAUAGCA